AUGCAGAUUCUGCUAUUAGUCUUUAGUGGUGUUGCUUUCAUUGCUGGAUAUGCAACUUCUUCGUUCCGGACAAUGAUGUUUAUCUAUGCCGGAGUUGUGCUUCUUACAGCUCUGAUCACUGUCCCUAACUGGCCUUUCUUCAAUCAUCAUCCCUUCAAGUGGUUAGAUCCCAGCGAAGCCGAGAAGUAUCCGAAACCCGAACUGACGACCGUAACUUCGAAUAAGAAGAAAGAAUAA
This is a messenger RNA of Arabis nemorensis, 237 nucleotides long. Lineage: Eukaryota; Viridiplantae; Streptophyta; Magnoliopsida; Brassicales; Brassicaceae. The record is from the annotation of a GenBank genome assembly.